Limulus polyphemus (Atlantic horseshoe crab) is the source of this 4767-nucleotide messenger RNA. Its product is annotated as zinc finger protein 26-like. Lineage: Eukaryota; Metazoa; Arthropoda; Merostomata; Xiphosura; Limulidae. Bases 290 to 3475 code for a protein of 1061 amino acids. Gene Ontology annotation, molecular function: nucleic acid binding; zinc ion binding. The record is from RefSeq and is a predicted model, not a curated record. The transcript has 4 exons.
UGUAGACAUUAGCUGUUAGGCUUAACCAGCUAACGCUAUUAUUUUUGUUAAACAUGUUGUUUUAUUUGAUUUAGAUACUAUGCAGAGUAUUUUGUCACUCAAUGCUACCUCUUGUAAAGAAAUAAGCUGGAACAAACAAUGUAAAGUAUUUUGCUGUCGUUAAGUGCUACCUCUCGGCUCUAGUAAAGAAACAAGCUGAAAGUGAAACUAAAUUUCAGGCACCUCAGUACUUCCAAGUUCCAGUUGAUGUGCUGUACAUUUUUUCGUGUCAUGCUGCAAAAGGUCUCUAAUGGACAUGGAUGAUGAUACACAUCUGUGUCUUCGAUGUAACAGUACUAUAAUUGGACUUGACAAUUAUGUCAUACACCGUAAGGAACAUUGCACAGUAGCAAAGCCAGACACAACAAACCAAUUUCCAUCAAACUCAGUUUCUGGUUAUCAAAGUGUGACGGAUGUUUUUCAGUCUAAUACUUGUACACCUAGUGCCUCAGAUUUUUUUUCCUACCUAGAACUUCAGAGUACAGCAACUCCAUCUGACCCUUCCAAGAAAGAACUGACAUCUUCAUUCCAACAAGGUACUAGAACAUAUUCGGAACAAGAAGAGGAAUCAGACCAUGAAUUUGGAAAUCAUGAUGUGUUUGAGGAAAGUGAUGAUGACACUCAUCCUCCUCAGUCACACACUGGAGGAAAGUGGAAACCUGGGAGUCGACCAGAACAGUACACUCGAAAUCAGUGGGAAAGAAAUCCAUCAUCAGGAGAAGAUGAUGAAGAUUUAAAUUUAGCACUUUCAGAACCUUCCAUUCAAAGACAAGAUCAUGAGGAAAAAGUUAAGAAAAAGUUAGAAUGCAAACUGUGCAACAGAAAGUAUUCUGAUAAGGGUUCUUAUGAAAGACAUCUUGAUACAAGGCUUCAUUUCAAGCGAUCACAUUUAGAAAGGGAUGUUAGAUGUUUGACCUCUGGAAUCGGUCUUGACUCAAGUAAACAACAGUUUAAGAAAGCUCAAAGACUGAUACAUUUACCACAGAAGGGUGGUUUUGUCAAAAGUACUUUAAAGACAGAGCUUAAGUGUAUUCAGUGUUGCAAACGAUUUGUUAAACCAUAUGAAUUUGCACUGCAUCUUCUGAGCGACAAACACAGACAGGCAUUUAAUUUAAGAGAAGACUGGGUGAAUCAUGUAUUACAGAAUGAAGCAGUAAUGGUCAAAUCAUUGCUCUUCCGUUGUUUGAUUUGUUCCUUUUAUUUUGCUCAACAAGAGUGUUUUCUUGCUCACGUGAGAGAGAAACAACAUCUCCAGAAGGCAGCUCAAGCGAGGAGGUCCCUAAUUUGUACAUCAUGCCAGUAUGAAUGUUAUGCAAAUGACGAAAUGUUAAAUCAUUUGACUUCUGCUGUUCAUAACAAAAAUGUCACAGAAAUUCUGCCACAGCAUCCAGUUAUUUUAUCAGAAAAUUCUAUUAGAAAGUCAUGUGAUAUUUGUCCAAAGCAAUGUGAAAUAAAAAAGUGUGUGUUAUCAUCAGAGAAAAAAAUAAGGAAAGAGAAUAGUUCAGAUAGUGUAAUAAACCCAUAUAUAAACAACUUAACUGUACUAAACAACAGAAGUCUGAAAAUAUCAAAAAAUGGUCAUAAAUCAAAGCUUAUUCGAGAAAACAUAGUUAAAAUGAUAAAAAAUACGGAGUAUAAGAUGAGGAAAAACUGGUGUUGUAAGGAAUGUAAAAAAGAAUUUGGUAAGUUAGAUUAUUACAAACAUGUAUUAAGUAGUCAUCCUGAAAAUUGUCAUGAAUGUAAAAUCUGUAAAAUAAAAUUUUUCUCAUCCUCUAAACUGCAAAAACAUAUGAAUACAGCUUAUCACAAAAAGCAAGAAAGAGUUAAAACUCGCCAUGCCAAGCAUGAGGGAAAUUUGAUUUGUGAAAUGUGUAAUUGUGGCUUUUUGACAUUAGCUGAUAUUAUUUUUCAUAAAAUAGACUUUCACCAUUCUGAAGGUUUGGAGAUGCAUGUAGUGGGAAAUGUAGAGAAAAUGCAAGAGUCCAUGAAGGAAGUUGAUUAUCAAUUCAUAAGGAAUGAAAAGAAAAAUAUUAAAGAUAUCCAAAAACGGUAUCCUUGUCCAUACUGCAGAAGAAUUUUCUCUCGUGCGGUCCUUCGAAGUCACCUUAUUGUACAUACUGGUGAAAAACCUCACACGUGUCACAUUUGUAGAGCAACAUUUACACAGAAAGGUACUCUUAUGGUUCAUAUUAAACGACAUCUAGGGAUAAAAAAAAUGAAAUGUGACCAUUGCAAUUAUGCGUGUGUCACAAAAGGUGCUUUAAAUCGUCACCUUCAAGUCCAUUUGGUUGAGCGACCACGCCCCUUUUUAUGUGAAGAAUGUGGUUCUUCACAUUCAGAUAGGGGCAGCCUCAACUAUCACAUGAAGAUUCAUUUGAAAAAAUUUGAUUACAAAUGUCCUGUAGAUGGUUGUCAUCAUGCCUGUCGUUCAAAGAGUGAAUUAAAAAUUCACAUGUGUUCACAUACUAAUGAACGUCCAUAUCUUUGCGAUAAAUGUGGAUAUGCAGGAAAAACAAGUGGGCAGUUGAAAAAACACCAGAAGUGUCACACAGGUGAGAAGCCAUUUAAAUGUCGAUACUGUUCAUACUCUGCAACCUUUAGUAGUCAUCUCCGUCGACAUAUGAGGUUACAUACGGGUUCUAAGCCUUAUCAGUGUCCCUAUUGUUCCUACUCUUGUAACACACAAGAGAAUAUUCGCAAACAUAUCUUAAAAACAAAAAAACAUAUUGGAAAGAAAAUGUAUCCAUGUCGCUUUUGUGAGUUUGGUUGCAAUGACUUUCAAGAGUACAAGAAACAUCUUCUUGAUUAUCAUCUGGAACAUUUUCCUGAAGGAGAGAGAGAUAUUGAUUCAUCGUAUGUCUCUGGUUUGUAUACCAAAGAUAAUACUAAUGUUGAUGAUGGGUUUAUCCCAAUAGAUACAUUAGGUUCUCAGUCGGAACUAAGAGAAACGAGUUCCUGUUCACUUUCAAGAAAACACUGUAAGACAAGAAGAAAAAAAAAUAACACAACAGACGAUUUAAGGGGGGCCACUGUUAUUAAAGAUGAAGGUAAUAUUGUUGAGAUACCUGAGAUGGCAAGGCUUCAGGAGGUUGAUCAUGUUGAAAUCUCUACAGUUAGUGAAGCAACAGUAAAAGGUGUUACUGUUACUGCACAAGCCAAUUCAAGUGCAUUGACAUUAGACAACUUUGAGCCAAAGGUAGAUUUACAUCAGGCUGUUACAGGGGUUUCUGACACUGGUGUUUUAUCAAACACUAGAAUAGAAUUAGCAACUAGUGAUUUUUUUAUUACUGAUAACCCUGAUUACUUUAGCUCUGAACAGACUCUAGUGGAAGAAUUACCAGAUAGUUUACAUGGAAGUGUAACACAUGGUUAUGAAUACACAACUUACACAGAGGAAAAUAAUGCUGAAACAAUUAUUAUAUACAUGCCUGUGUGAAAAAGACUACAGUAAACGAUUUUGUUAAUCAAUUUUUUUGUUUUAGUCAUUGGACUUGAGUUGAUUGCUGUUAAUGGUGAAUCAAUUAAGGCAACGAAACCUUUAAAAUUGGUGCCUUUCUUGGAAAGAUGUCCAAUAUUUUAAAAAAGUGAUGAGAAUUUUUUUUUAUAGUUUUCUGAAUUAGCCAUUGCAAGAGAAUUACACCAUCUGAAGUUCAAGGUAGAUGAAACAGUAGGUAAACAUUUAUAGUGCUUGUUAAAUCAGGUUUUAAAUAUUCCUCAAGUUUUUUUCAUAUACUGUUGUAUAUAUAUUAUUAUUAUUUGCAUGGAAGAAUAUAAUUUUCCUGACAAAUGAACAUAUUAAAAAAGCCUAUAAUAUUCAGUUUGCAUCUUUACUGAAUUAAAAAUAUUUUCUGAAAAUUUUUAUACUAGAAUCAAGUUGGUUGAAAAAUGCUAUAUACAGUUCUUCCUUAUCUUUGAUGACUGUUAUUUGUCAAACCAGUAUAUUUUUUACAUUUCUCAAUGAAUUAUGCUAAUCAACUUAGGAAAAUGCUUGCAUACAAAAUGUUUUCAAAACAUAAAACUGCCCAACAUAAUUGUAGUGAAGGCAACAUUACCUAGUACUCUUAGCAUCUAAUUUCAUUUCUUACAUAUAUUUUUCUUUGGGAAUAUGAGUAUUUGGAACUAUGUCAAUCCAAGAUGAAAUAGUACAUGUUUUUAAAGAAACUUGUAUGAACCAAAGAGAGAAAAAUAAUUAUAAGAUUAAACUAAUUUAGCUAUUAGGCAUUUACUGUUGGUUUUCAUGAAAAAAUGAAACUAAAGUUGUUUCUUUUUAUUAAGACAAAUUUAAGUCAAUUUGUCAUGUUUUUCCAUAGAUAAUGAGAUUGUAUUACAGUUUAUAGCACAGACCAGUUAUAGAUCAUGAUAUAUUAUUUAAAUAUGUUAUAAUUACUCUCUGUUUUUGGAUACAAACAAAAAGAAAGAUUUGACUUGUGUGUGCAUGGAUUAAUCUAUCCUGUCUGAAAUACAAUAAUAUUAACAACAUAUGACUUUUGAAGUUCCUACUUCUGAUGUCUUUGUUGUAAAUCUUAUUUCUGUCAUUAUGUAAUAUGACAUUGAUAUGAACUACUAGUCAUUUCAUUUUUUGUAUCUUAUUUCUGACACUAUUAUGGUUUUUUAUAGAAGACUAUCACCUUAUCUUCUCUUUGUGAGGUUUACUUAUGAGUAAUACUGGUGUACUUUGGUUGCAGAUUUUGUUGAAUAAGACCGAUGUCUGUAGGUUUACUUUCUUCU